This is a messenger RNA of Mandrillus leucophaeus (drill), 9851 nucleotides long. RefSeq names its product inositol 1,4,5-trisphosphate receptor, type 1 (gene ITPR1). Gene Ontology annotation, biological process: calcium ion transmembrane transport. Gene Ontology annotation, cellular component: endoplasmic reticulum; membrane. The transcript has 61 exons. Bases 357 to 8588 code for a protein of 2743 amino acids. NCBI's taxonomy places the organism in Eukaryota, Metazoa, Chordata, Mammalia, Primates, Cercopithecidae. The record is from RefSeq and is a predicted model, not a curated record. Gene Ontology annotation, molecular function: inositol 1,4,5 trisphosphate binding; inositol 1,4,5-trisphosphate-gated calcium channel activity.
GCAGUAACCAUGUGGAUGUGCUGCUGAAGCGUUUCCUCAAGCUCGCUGGGGUGGGAGGAGAGGAGGAGGAGGAGGAGGUGGUGGUGGUGGAGGAGUAGGCAGGGGGUGGAGAGAGAGAAAGCGCACGCCGAGAGGAGGUGUGGGUGUUCCGCUUCCAUCCUAACGGAACGAGCUCCCUCUUCGCGGACAUGGGAUUAUCCAGCGGCUGCUAACCCCUCUCCUCGCCCUGCUCCCCCAAACCGGCGUGGCUCCCCGGGCACCAAGGAGCUGACUACAGAGGAGCAGGAUUUGCACCCCUCGCUGGGCUUGUUUUGGCAACAGAGUGCCUGACCCGGGUCAGGAUUUUCAAGAAAGACAUGUCUGACAAAAUGUCUAGCUUCCUGCAUAUUGGAGACAUUUGUUCUCUGUACGCGGAGGGAUCGACAAAUGGAUUUAUUAGCACCUUGGGCCUGGUUGAUGAUCGUUGUGUUGUACAGCCAGAAACCGGGGACCUUAACAAUCCACCUAAGAAAUUCAGAGACUGCCUCUUUAAGCUAUGUCCCAUGAACCGCUACUCUGCCCAGAAGCAGUUCUGGAAAGCUGCUAAGCCUGGGGCCAACAGCACAACAGAUGCAGUGCUGCUCAACAAACUACACCACGCUGCAGACUUGGAAAAGAAGCAGAAUGAGACAGAAAACAGGAAAUUGCUGGGGACCGUAAUCCAGUAUGGCAAUGUGAUCCAGCUCCUGCAUUUGAAAAGUAAUAAAUACCUAACAGUGAAUAAGAGGCUUCCCGCUCUGUUGGAGAAGAACGCCAUGAGAGUCACAUUGGAUGAGGCUGGAAAUGAAGGGUCCUGGUUUUACAUUCAGCCAUUCUACAAGCUGCGAUCCAUUGGAGACAGCGUGGUCAUAGGUGACAAGGUUGUUCUGAACCCCGUCAAUGCUGGUCAGCCCCUACAUGCUAGCAGCCAUCAACUGGUAGAUAACCCAGGCUGCAAUGAGGUCAACUCCGUCAACUGCAAUACAAGCUGGAAAAUAGUCCUUUUCAUGAAAUGGAGUGAUAACAAAGAUGACAUAUUAAAGGGGGGUGACGUGGUGAGGCUGUUCCAUGCUGAGCAGGAGAAGUUUCUCACCUGUGACGAACACAGGAAGAAGCAGCAUGUCUUUCUGAGAACCACGGGCCGGCAGUCGGCCACAUCUGCCACUAGUUCAAAAGCCCUGUGGGAGGUGGAGGUGGUCCAGCAUGACCCGUGUCGGGGCGGAGCAGGGUAUUGGAACAGCCUUUUCCGCUUCAAGCACCUGGCCACGGGGCAUUACUUGGCAGCAGAGGUAGACCCUGAUCAGGAUGCCUCUCGAAGUAGGUUGCGGAAUGCCCAAGAAAAGAUGGUGUACUCCCUGGUCUCUGUGCCCGAAGGCAAUGACAUCUCCUCCAUUUUUGAGUUAGACCCCACCACUCUCCGUGGAGGCGACAGCCUUGUCCCAAGGAACUCUUAUGUUCGGCUCAGACACCUAUGUACUAAUACCUGGGUUCACAGCACAAAUAUUCCUAUUGACAAGGAAGAAGAAAAGCCCGUGAUGCUAAAAAUUGGCACCUCUCCUGUGAAGGAGGAUAAGGAAGCAUUUGCCAUAGUUCCCGUUUCUCCUGCUGAAGUUCGGGACCUGGACUUUGCCAAUGAUGCCAGCAAGGUGCUGGGCUCCAUUGCUGGGAAGCUGGAGAAGGGCACCAUCACCCAGAAUGAAAGGAGGUCUGUAACCAAGCUGCUGGAAGACUUGGUUUACUUUGUCACUGGUGGAACUAAUUCUGGUCAAGAUGUUCUUGAAGUUGUCUUCUCCAAGCCCAACAGAGAACGGCAGAAACUGAUGAGAGAACAGAAUAUUCUCAAGCAGAUCUUCAAGUUGUUACAAGCCCCAUUCACAGACUGCGGUGAUGGCCCAAUGCUUCGGCUGGAAGAGCUUGGGGACCAGCGGCACGCUCCUUUCAGACACAUCUGCCGGCUCUGCUACAGAGUGCUGAGACACUCGCAGCAAGACUACAGGAAGAACCAGGAGUAUAUAGCCAAGCAGUUUGGCUUCAUGCAGAAGCAGAUUGGCUAUGAUGUGUUGGCUGAAGACACUAUCACUGCCCUGCUCCACAAUAAUCGGAAACUCCUGGAAAAACACAUUACCGCGGCAGAGAUUGACACAUUUGUCAGCCUGGUGCGAAAGAACAGGGAGCCCAGAUUCUUAGAUUACCUCUCCGACCUCUGUGUCUCCAUGAACAAAUCGAUUCCAGUGACCCAGGAGCUAAUAUGUAAAGCUGUACUGAAUCCCACCAAUGCUGACAUCCUGAUUGAGACCAAGUUGGUUCUUUCUCGUUUUGAGUUUGAAGGCGUUUCUUCCACUGGAGAGAAUGCUCUGGAGGCAGGAGAAGACGAGGAAGAGGUGUGGCUGUUUUGGAGGGACAGCAACAAAGAGAUUCGUAGCAAGAGUGUGAGGGAGUUGGCGCAGGACGCUAAAGAAGGGCAGAAGGAGGACCGAGACGUUCUCAGCUACUACAGAUAUCAGCUGAACCUCUUUGCCAGGAUGUGUCUGGACCGCCAAUACCUGGCCAUCAAUGAAAUCUCAGGCCAGCUGGAUGUCGAUCUCAUUCUCCGCUGCAUGUCUGACGAGAACCUGCCCUAUGACCUCAGGGCGUCCUUCUGCCGCCUCAUGCUUCACAUGCAUGUGGACCGAGAUCCCCAGGAACAAGUCACCCCCGUGAAAUAUGCCCGCCUCUGGUCGGAGAUUCCCUCGGAGAUUGCCAUUGACGACUAUGAUAGUAGUGGAGCUUCCAAAGAUGAAAUUAAGGAGAGAUUUGCUCAGACCAUGGAGUUUGUGGAGGAGUAUUUAAGAGAUGUGGUUUGUCAGAGGUUCCCUUUCUCUGAUAAGGAGAAAAAUAAGCUUACGUUUGAGGUUGUAAAUUUAGCUAGGAAUCUCAUAUACUUUGGUUUCUACAACUUCUCUGACCUUCUACGAUUAACUAAGAUCCUUCUGGCCAUAUUGGACUGUGUGCAUGUGACGACAAUCUUCCCCAUUAGCAAGAUGGCGAAAGGAGAAGAGAAUAAAGGUAACAAUGAUGUGGAGAAGCUGAAGAGCAGUAACGUGAUGAGGUCUAUUCAUGGCGUGGGAGAGCUGAUGACCCAGGUGGUGCUCCGGGGCGGAGGCUUUUUGCCUAUGACUCCCAUGGCUGCUGCCCCUGAAGGCAAUGUGAAGCAGGCAGAGCCUGAGAAGGAGGACAUCAUGGUCAUGGACACCAAGCUGAAGAUCAUUGAGAUACUCCAGUUUAUUUUGAAUGUGAGGUUGGAUUAUAGGAUCUCCUGCCUCCUGUGUAUAUUUAAGCGAGAGUUUGAUGAAAGCAAUUCCCAGACUUCAGAAACAUCCUCCGGAAACAGCAGCCAAGAAGGGCCAAGUAAUGUACCAGGUGCUCUUGACUUUGAACACAUUGAAGAACAAGCAGAAGGCAUCUUUGGAGGAAGGAAAGAGAACACCCCACUGGACUUGGACGAUCACGGCGGCAGAACCUUUCUCCGUGUCUUGCUCCACCUGACGAUGCAUGACUAUCCACCCCUGGUGUCAGGGGCCCUGCAGCUCCUCUUCCGACACUUCAGCCAGAGGCAGGAGGUGCUUCAGGCCUUCAAACAGGUUCAACUGCUGGUUACCAGCCAAGAUGUGGACAACUACAAACAGAUCAAACAAGACUUGGAUCAACUGAGGUCCAUCGUGGAAAAGUCAGAGCUUUGGGUGUACAAAGGGCAGGGCCCCGAUGAAACCAUGGAUAGUGCAUCUGGCGAAAAUGGACAUAAGAAAACGGAGGAGGGAAAUAACAAGUCACAAAAGCAUGAAAGCACCAGCAGCUACAACUACAGAGUGGUCAAAGAGAUUUUGAUUCGGCUCAGCAAACUCUGUGUUCAGGAGAGUGCCUCGGUGAGAAAGAGCAGGAAGCAGCAGCAGCGUCUGCUCCGGAACAUGGGUGCACACGCCGUGGUGCUGGAGCUGCUGCAGAUUCCCUAUGAGAAGGCCGAAGAUACCAAGAUGCAAGAGAUAAUGAGGCUGGCUCAUGAAUUUUUGCAGAAUUUCUGUGCAGGCAACCAGCAGAAUCAAGCUUUGCUACAUAAACACAUAAACCUGUUUCUCAACCCAGGGAUCCUGGAGGCAGUAACCAUGCAGCACAUCUUCAUGAACAAUUUCCAGCUUUGCAGUGAGAUCAACGAGAGAGUCGUUCAGCACUUCGUUCACUGCAUAGAGACUCACGGUCGGAACGUCCAGUAUAUAAAGUUCUUACAGACAAUUGUCAAGGCAGAAGGGAAAUUUAUUAAAAAAUGCCAAGACAUGGUUAUGGCUGAGCUGGUCAAUUCAGGAGAGGAUGUCCUCGUGUUCUACAACGACAGAGCCUCUUUCCAGACUCUGAUCCAGAUGAUGCGGUCAGAGCGGGAUCGGAUGGAUGAGAACAGCCCUCUCAUGUACCACAUCCACUUGGUCGAGCUUCUGGCUGUGUGCACGGAGGGUAAGAACGUCUACACAGAGAUCAAAUGCAACUCCCUGCUCCCGCUGGAUGACAUCGUUCGCGUGGUGACCCAUGAGGACUGCAUCCCUGAGGUUAAAAUUGCAUACAUUAACUUCCUGAAUCACUGCUAUGUGGACACAGAGGUGGAAAUGAAGGAGAUUUACACCAGCAAUCACAUGUGGAAACUGUUUGAGAAUUUCCUUGUAGACAUCUGCAGGGCCUGUAACAACACUAGUGACAGGAAACAUGCAGACUCCAUUUUGGAGAAGUACGUCACCGAAAUCGUCAUGAGUAUUGUUACUACUUUCUUCAGCUCUCCCUUCUCAGACCAGAGUACUACUUUGCAGACUCGCCAGCCUGUCUUUGUGCAACUGCUGCAAGGAGUGUUCAGAGUUUACCACUGCAACUGGUUAAUGCCAAGCCAAAAAGCCUCCGUGGAGAGCUGUAUUCGGGUGCUGUCUGAUGUAGCCAAGAGCCGGGCUAUUGCCAUUCCCGUGGACCUGGACAGCCAAGUCAACAACCUCUUUCUCAAGUCCCACAACAUUGUGCAGAAAACAGCCAUGAACUGGCGGCUCUCGGCCCGCAAUGCCGCACGCAGGGACUCUGUUCUGGCAGCUUCCAGAGACUACCGGAAUAUCAUUGAGAGAUUGCAGGACAUCGUCUCCGCGCUGGAGGACCGUCUCAGGCCCCUGGUGCAGGCAGAGUUAUCUGUGCUCGUGGAUGUUCUCCACAGACCCGAGCUGCUUUUCCCAGAGAACACAGAUGCCAGAAGGAAAUGUGAAAGUGGCGGUUUCAUUUGCAAGUUAAUAAAGCAUACAAAACAGCUGCUAGAAGAAAAUGAGGAGAAGCUCUGCAUUAAGGUCCUCCAGACCCUGAGGGAAAUGAUGACCAAAGAUAGAGGCUAUGGAGAAAAGCUAAUUUCCAUUGAUGAAUUGGAUAAUGCUGAGCUUCCUCCCGCUCCGGAUUCUGAGAACGCCACCGAGGAGCUUGAACCAAGUCCACCCCUGCGGCAGCUGGAAGACCAUAAAAGGGGUGAGGCGCUCAGGCAAAUUCUGGUCAACCGUUACUAUGGAAACAUCAGACCUUCGGGAAGAAGAGAGAGCCUUACCAGCUUUGGCAAUGGCCCACUGUCACCAGGAGGACCCAGCAAGCCCGGGGGAGGAGGGGGAGGUUCCGGAUCCAGCUCUAUGAGCAGGGGUGAGAUGAGUCUGGCCGAGGUUCAGUGUCACCUUGACAAGGAGGGGGCUUCCAAUCUAGUUAUCGACCUCAUCAUGAACGCAUCCAGUGACCGAGUGUUCCAUGAAAGCAUUCUCCUGGCCAUUGCCCUUCUGGAAGGAGGCAACACCACCAUCCAGCACUCCUUUUUCUGCCGUUUGACAGAAGAUAAGAAGUCAGAGAAAUUCUUUAAGGUGUUUUAUGACCGGAUGAAGGUGGCCCAGCAAGAAAUCAAAGCAACAGUGACAGUGAACACCAGUGACUUGGGAAAUAAAAAGAAAGACGACGAGGUAGACAGAGAUGCCCCAUCACGGAAAAAAGCUAAAGAGCCCACAACACAGAUAACAGAAGAGGUCCGGGAUCAGCUCCUGGAGGCCUCUGCUGCCACCAGGAAAGCCUUCACUACUUUCAGGAGGGAGGCUGAUCCCGACGACCACUACCAGCCUGGAGAGGGCACCCAGGCCACUGCCGACAAGACCAAGGAUGACCUGGAGAUGAGCGCAGUCAUCACCAUCAUGCAGCCCAUCCUCCGCUUCCUGCAACUCCUGUGCGAAAACCACAACCGAGACCUGCAGAACUUCCUCCGUUGCCAAAAUAACAAGACCAACUACAAUUUGGUAUGUGAGACGCUGCAGUUUCUAGACUGUAUUUGUGGAAGCACAACCGGAGGCCUUGGUCUUCUGGGCUUGUAUAUAAAUGAAAAGAACGUAGCACUUAUCAACCAAACCCUGGAAAGUCUGACCGAAUACUGUCAAGGACCUUGCCAUGAGAACCAGAACUGCAUAGCCACUCAUGAAUCCAAUGGCAUUGACAUCAUCACAGCCCUGAUCCUCAAUGAUAUCAAUCCUUUGGGAAAGAAGAGGAUGGACCUUGUGUUAGAACUGAAGAACAAUGCCUCGAAGUUACUCCUGGCCAUCAUGGAAAGCAGGCACGACAGUGAAAACGCAGAGAGGAUACUUUAUAACAUGAGGCCCAAGGAACUGGUGGAAGUGAUCAAGAAAGCCUACAUGCAAGGUGAAGUGGAAUUUGAGGAUGGAGAAAACGGUGAGGAUGGAGCGGCGUCCCCCAGGAACGUGGGGCACAACAUCUACAUAUUAGCUCAUCAGUUGGCUCGGCAUAACAAAGAACUUCAGAGCAUGCUGAAACCUGGUGGCCAAGUGGAUGGAGAUGAAGCUCUGGAGUUUUAUGCCAAGCACACGGCGCAGAUAGAGAUUGUCAGAUUAGACCGGACAAUGGAACAGAUAGUCUUUCCUGUGCCCAGCAUAUGUGAAUUCCUAACCAAGGAGUCGAAACUGCGAAUUUACUAUACUACAGAGAGAGACGAACAAGGCAGCAAAAUCAACGAUUUCUUUCUGCGGUCUGAAGACCUCUUCAAUGAAAUGAAUUGGCAGAAGAAACUGAGAGCCCAGCCCGUGUUGUACUGGUGUGCCCGCAACAUGUCUUUCUGGAGCAGCAUUUCGUUUAACCUGGCCGUCCUGAUGAACCUGCUCGUGGCAUUUUUCUACCCAUUUAAGGGAGUCCGAGGAGGAACCCUGGAGCCCCACUGGUCGGGCCUCCUGUGGACAGCCAUGCUCAUCUCUCUGGCCAUCGUCAUUGCCCUCCCAAAGCCCCAUGGCAUCCGGGCCUUAAUUGCCUCCACAAUUCUACGAUUGAUAUUUUCAGUCGGGUUACAACCCACCUUGUUUCUUCUGGGCGCUUUCAAUGUAUGCAAUAAAAUUAUCUUUCUAAUGAGCUUUGUGGGCAACUGUGGGACGUUCACAAGAGGCUACCGAGCCAUGGUUCUGGAUGUUGAGUUCCUCUAUCAUUUGUUGUAUCUGGUGAUCUGUGCCAUGGGGCUCUUUGUCCAUGAAUUCUUCUACAGUCUGCUGCUUUUUGAUUUAGUGUACAGAGAAGAGACUUUGCUUAAUGUCAUUAAAAGUGUCACUCGCAAUGGACGGUCCAUCAUCCUGACAGCAGUUCUGGCUCUGAUCCUUGUUUACCUGUUCUCAAUAGUGGGCUAUCUUUUCUUCAAGGAUGACUUUAUCUUGGAAGUAGAUAGGCUGCCCAAUGAAACAGCUGUUCCAGAAACCAGCGAGAGUUUGGCAAGCGAGUUCCUGUUCUCCGAUGUGUGUAGGGUGGAGAGUGGGGAGAACUGCUCCUCUCCUGCACCCAAAGAAGAGCUGGUCCCUGCAGAAGAAACGGAACAGGAUAAAGAGCACACAUGUGAGACGCUGCUGAUGUGCAUUGUCACUGUACUGAGUCACGGGCUGCGGAGCGGGGGUGGAGUAGGAGAUGUGCUCAGGAAGCCGUCCAAAGAGGAACCCCUGUUUGCUGCUAGAGUGAUUUAUGAUCUCUUGUUCUUCUUCAUGGUUAUCAUCAUUGUUCUUAACCUGAUUUUUGGGGUUAUCAUUGACACUUUUGCUGACCUGAGGAGUGAGAAGCAGAAGAAGGAAGAGAUCUUGAAGACCACGUGCUUUAUCUGUGGCUUGGAAAGAGACAAGUUUGACAACAAGACUGUUACCUUUGAAGAACACAUCAAGGAAGAACACAACAUGUGGCACUAUCUGUGCUUCAUCGUCCUGGUGAAAGUAAAGGACUCCACCGAAUAUACUGGGCCCGAGAGUUAUGUGGCAGAAAUGAUCAAGGAAAGAAACCUUGACUGGUUCCCCAGGAUGAGAGCCAUGUCAUUGGUCAGCAGUGAUUCUGAAGGAGAACAGAAUGAGCUGAGGAACCUGCAGGAGAAGCUGGAGUCCACCAUGAAACUUGUCACGAACCUUUCUGGCCAGCUGUCAGAAUUAAAGGAUCAGAUGACAGAACAAAGGAAGCAGAAACAAAGAAUUGGUCUUCUAGGACAUCCUCCUCACAUGAAUGUCAACCCACAACAACCAGCCUAAGCAAAUGAAAAAAAGGAAUUGUAUUUACCUUUUAUAAUUAUUAUUAGUGUGGGUAUGGCUAAUGAGUUCUGAUUCACCCACGAAGGUUACAUUUAUGCUGAAUACAUUUGUAAAUACUCAGUUUUAUACCGUAUGUAUAUGAUUGCUACUCUAAAGGUUUGGAUAUAUGUAUUGUAAUUAGAAUUGUUGGCAUGAUGACAUUUCAUUUGUGCCAAAAAUAUUAAAAAUGCCUUUUUUGGAAGGACUAAUAGAAAGCACCUGAUUUGCACUUGAACCAGAUUAUAGAUUUAAAAGUAUAUGACAUGUAUUUUGUAUUUAAAACUAGAAUAGCCAGUAUUUAUGUUUUUUAUAAAACUGUGCAAUACGAAUUAUGCAAUCACAAUAAAUUUGUAGCUCCCGAGUGUCCUAAAGGGAGUGCACAUCUUUGAAGCUGGUGUGUUAAUACUAUGUAAUAAAUGGUUAAUUAUCAAAUGAUGCUGCUGCCAAAAUUAUAUUAAUAGUGAGUUUCAGGCCCCUGGGCAUUUUGUACCAUGUAAUUAUCCUAUGGUGAUGCUGUUUCUCGUUGUUAGUGGCAGUAGUGCCUCCGUCUCCUAGUGAUAAUGCUCCAAGUCUAUGAACUGUUAAAUCAGCAUUCAUUUUAAGAAAAGCAACUUUAGUUUCAAAGAUACUUUUAAGCUUCUAAAUUGAUCAUUUAAACUAUUUCUUUAAAUAAGAGAGCCAAAUUAGAGGCUCAUACUUUAGCUUGUGAAGAAGAUAAUGAAUUUUUUAAAGGGAACUUUUUAUGCAAUGUUCAGGAUAAAUGCAUACUGCUGGCCAAUCAGUGUCAUCUCCUGGGUAAAUUUUGAUGUCACGUUGUAAAGAUAUGCAUAAUUGAUGGUUUCUAGAUUAUCUAGUCCAAACAAUAGUUUAUUUUUUUCUUCAUUUGAACCAACAUGCUACAGUAGCUAAGAAGUAUUAAAACUAUAUACAUCCAUAUAAAGAUGAAAUAUGAACUAUCUCAUUAGAAGUCAUAGUUGAACACAGACAUAUUAUUCUUCUGAAAGAGCCACCUUUUAUUUGUCACAUGAUUUCUUUUCUUGAUGGAUGAAAAGUAUGAAAGGAAACUUUUAUAUCUGUUGCCUAGUUUUGUACAUGGAUCUCAUUUUACAAGAGAAUCUCUCUGCAAAAAAAAAGUUUAAAAAUGCAUUGAAAGCAGAGUUCUGAAAUGAGUAAAGUUUGUAAAUGCAUAUAUAAAAAUAUUUAAUAAAUGAUGCAGAAUAUACA